Miscanthus lutarioriparius is the source of this 927-nucleotide messenger RNA. Lineage: Eukaryota; Viridiplantae; Streptophyta; Magnoliopsida; Poales; Poaceae. The record is from the annotation of a GenBank genome assembly.
AUGCCGGCCUCGAAGACGGUGUCGACGAGCGCCGCGGAGACGGAGCUAGGCACGCACGCCUUCUGGGUUAGCCGAUGGGCUAACAUAUCUACAACAAAAAACCACCCUGAUUGCAUCGCAAUUUCGCUCAUGCUCUUGAACCCUGUUGCCGCGGGGGUACCGGCGUCCUUCGAGCUGAGGUUGGUCAACCAGAGCACUGGGUUGCCCUUCACGGUGCACAAGGAGGCACCGAAGGUGUUCGAUGAUGAUGAUAAUAACAUGGUAGCUAUUUGCUGGAUAAAAAGGAGCCUGUUAGAAUCGCCAACAUACCUCCAGAAUGAUCGCCUCACAGUCGAGUGCAUUGUCACUGUUAUCAAAGAACCACAGGUACCUAAACCCAAAUCAUUUCCCAGAAUCGAAGUGCCACCGUCCAACAUGGCUGAGCAUUUUGGUAGUCUGCUGGAAACAGAUUUGGGAGCGGAUGUCACAUUCAGUGUGGGAGCUAAGACUUUCAAGGCACACAAGAUUGUCCUUGCCACACGGUCACCUGUGUUCAAAGCUGAGCUCUACGGGCCUAUGAAAGAGGAAGGAAUGGGGCCUAUAACCAUUAAAGAUGUGCAACCAGAUGUUUUCAGGGCCUUGCUGCAUUUCAUCUAUACCGACUCUUUGCCUCCCUUGGAUGAUCUUGAGGCAGAUGAUCAUAGUGAAAUGAUCCGUCACUUGGUUGUGGCUGCAGAUCGAUAUGCCAUCGAGAGGCUAAAGCUCAUUUGCCAAAGCUUUCUUUGUGAAAAUCUUAAUGUGCAGACCGAGGCUUGCAUUGAAUUUAUCACCUGUUCAAAUGUGAUGGACGAUUUGCUGUCAACUCAAGGUUACAAGAAUCUGAAAAGAACCUGUCCUGCUGUUGUAAUGGAUGCACUUGAGAAGACAAGCAAGUUCCGUAAGGCAUGA